AUGAAUCAAAAUAAUAACAGAAUAUCUGAUGCAUACCAAAAGAAACUUUUAUCUGCUUCUAUUCAAAGAGAAGCAAAAGAAAAUUUGGAAAUUAAUGAUUUAAGAAAAUUUGAAAGAGACGCCUUUGAUAAUAAUGAUUUUAUUAUAUAUGUUGAAUUAAAAUUUGAAAAUUUGACUAUUGCUAAAUAUUUAUAUGAUAUAAGUAAAGAGUGUGAUACUCCUAUGAGAAAUAGUGUACAAAUAACGAGAUUUAUAAUAAUGAAAAGUAAAAACAAAAUAAUGGGAACUUGUGUUUCUAAUGGAAUAAUAUUAUGUUAUAGUAAUGAUAAAGAUAGCAAUAGUAUUUUAAAUAAUAUAAUAAAAGAAUUAGAAAAAAGUUAUUUUAUCUUUUUAAAAUUAGAAGAAAAUGUAGAUAAUACUUCAGAUAAAAUUGAGAAAUAUUUAUUAUCUUAUAUAAUUCAAUUUACAUUAGUUUGUAAAUAUCUAGAAACUGGAAGAUGGUUUCAUAUAUGGGACAAUAUGGAUACAAUAAUUGAAUCAAAAUUUUGCGGUAACCAUACUUGUAAAUAUUUUAAUUGCAUUGGUUUUAAAUUUAACAUAUUAAAUAAUGAUUAUAAUAUAUUAAAUGAGAAAAAUAGCAAUAUAUAUAUUAUUAAAAUGUAUUUAAAAGUUACUAUAAAUAUUUAUAAAAUAUUGCCAAUAGAUCAUAUAUACGAAAAUAUGAAUGUUUACUGCUUACCUCGUUGCUCAAUGCAAGCAACAAUUUUAAGUAUUUUGAAUUCAUCUAAUGAUGAGAAUUUUAAUUAUAGAGAUUAUUGGCUAGAUAUACAUGGUUAUAUACUUAAUGAAGCUUCUAUAGAAAAAAUAGUGAGAGUUAAAUUAUAUAAAGGUACAUUUAAUUAUCCUAUUGGGGUUUUAUUAAGAGAUAAUAUAUAUAAAAUAAAAGUACCUAUUAGAAAGGAUCAUUUUUUUUAUAUAUGCGAAUUUUUAAAUAAAUUUGAAUUAUUAAAAAAUAGCAAAAUUAGUUUAUUAAAAUUUUCGGAAAAUUUAAAAUUUGACAAUAUAUGCAAUGAUUUGCAUCAUAAAAAUUUAAAUUUAAAAAAAACAGAGAAUGAAGAAUUUUACAAUAAAAUCAAAUCAUUGUGUAAUAAUGAAUAUGAAAAAAAAAAAUGUAUAGAAGAGUCAUCAAAUCAAUGUAAACAACAAAAUUUUUAUAAUAAUGCAUACAAUAUAUAUUGUAAUACUUUAACCAGCUCAACCAAAUGUAUAAAUUUAAAUUUUUCCAAAGAUAGCACAAUAAAUAAAUGCAAUACAUCUAAACCAGAUAAAAAUAUUGAUAUUUUUUUAAAAGAAUCUGCUUUAAACUAUAAUUCCCAAAAUAUGAAGGAAAAUAAGCAAAAUAAUAUUAAUGUAAAUGAAAAUAAUAGAAAUAAUGAUUCUAAAAAUAUUAAUUAUAAUUGUAGUAAUGAUAAAAAAAAGAAAAAUUCCGAAGAUACUCAUAGUAACACAAAUAAGGAAAAUUUCACUGAUAUCAAAGACGUAGAAUAUCAAAAAAAAAAUAAUAAUUUAGACGAGUACUUAAAAGAUAUUACAAGUAAUUGUAAGUUUCUAAAUAAUAAUGAUAAUAAUAAUGUGAAAGAUGUUGAUUUUUAUGAAAAUGUUAGUGCUGAUAUAAUAUUUUCAAAAGAUUUUCAAAAUUUUCUCGAUAAUUUAGAUGAAAUUGAAUUGCCCCAAGAAAAAUUAAAAAAGGUUGAUUUUAAUGAAAGAGAGAAAAAAAGACCUAAUUUUUCUUUAAACAUCCCUCAACUAAAUAAUGAAAACAGUGAUAAUAAUAAAAAAAAAUAUAAGCAUAAUUAA
Plasmodium relictum is the source of this 1857-nucleotide messenger RNA. RefSeq names its product conserved Plasmodium protein, unknown function. Bases 1 to 1857 code for a protein of 618 amino acids. The record is from RefSeq and is a predicted model, not a curated record. NCBI's taxonomy places the organism in Eukaryota, Apicomplexa, Aconoidasida, Haemosporida, Plasmodiidae. The transcript has 3 exons.